Messenger RNA from Blepharisma stoltei, 1448 nucleotides. The record is from the annotation of a GenBank genome assembly. Lineage: Eukaryota; Ciliophora; Heterotrichea; Heterotrichida; Blepharismidae.
AUGCUGCCUGAAGCUCAAAAUAACCAAAACCCCGGCCUAUUUCACGCAGAAAUCGAAAGAACCCAAAAAGCUAUAUACUGAAUGUCGGCAAUCUUAGUGAUACUACUCAUAAUAUUCGCAGAGAUAGGCUGUAUAUACAGAACAAUUUGUCACACAUCUGAAGACAUUGACAUUCCAGCCUAUGUGUCACAUAUAUUUUUCCCAGUUCUUGUAAUAACUUUGGCAAUGACAGUAUUAGGCUAUGAAAGUGCAGAAGUUAUAUACCAUGACUGCUUAAAGCCUCUUAGAUUUGUUAUGAUUAUUUGGGCAAUUUUAGUAAUUGUGCUGUCUGUUGCUGAAUGGAUUGCCGGAAUGGUAAUUUCGGGGUCAAGUGAUAGGACAGACAAAUGGAAUGAAUUGACGCCUUUAUCACAGAAGUAUUAUGAUAAUGAUGUAGAUAAUUUAAAUGAAGAUUAUAGGAUCAACAUGUCAAUUGUGUGCAUUUUUCAGAUUGUUGCUGCAGUUAUUUUAUUGGCGAUUGGGAUCUCAAUAUGGAUUUUGUAUAGCAAAGCGCCAAGUGGAUACUUGCCGAGGCCGAUAUAUGAGAAAUUAAAAGAUAAUUUGGCUCAGCCUGUGAAUCAAAUGGGAAAUCCUUUAAUUCAGCCUCCAGAAUUUGCGCCUCAGCAAGAAAAUCCACUAUUGCGCGCUUCAGAUGCAAAUAAUCCAGAAUUUAAUCAGCAAAGAUAUCAAAAUCCUUCUCAAGAUUUCAGACCACAAAGUCCUCAAGAAUACGAUCAGCAAAGAUAUCAAAGUCCUUUAGAGCGGUCUCCGAACCAAUUUAAUCAGGAAAUAGAAAUGCAAAGAUACCAAAGUCCUUUGGAGAGAUCUCCUAAUCAAUUUCCUCAAGAAAAUGAAAUGAGGGGAUAUCAAACACCUCCUCAGCAAAGAUACGGUGACUAUAAUCAGCGAAAUCCUUUACUCCUCUUUAGUCAGUGAGCAAGACCAUUAGAAAGUUCCCUAUUUUCGGCGAAAUUAAGCUCCCAUCAUUACCAAGCAAAUAGUUGUUUUAAUAUAAUUUUUUGGCAUUGGCUAUAUUUAAAUAUAUAUUAAUAAUAAAAUAAUAAAUUAUAUAUAAAAUUUUCAACGGUUGAUCUUAAAACUUAAAAUUUGCAUUUAAAUUAGAUUUUUAUUACAAAUAAUACUGAAUUUGGUUUUUUUAAAAUGCAACUUAAUAUAAAAUUAAUGAAAAAUUAACCUUUUUUUAGCAAGCAAGAUUAUUUUGCUCGCUAUCCAAAGAGGAGUUGGAGCCUAGUCAAGACCAAGGAUCUUAUAAUUAAACUUAAAUGAAUAAAAUAUAAGAAAUUAUAACUAGCUAUUAGAUGUGAAUUCUCUAAUUCAUGUUGAAAUAGAUAUUAUGCUUACAGCCACAAAAGCAUAAAAUGCCACGCUAACUCUUUACAGUAUAUUAA